Molecule: messenger RNA, 1848 nt
Organism: Mytilinidion resinicola
Lineage: Eukaryota; Fungi; Ascomycota; Dothideomycetes; Mytilinidiales; Mytilinidiaceae
Product: leukotriene A-4 hydrolase
Exons: 5
Coding region: 1-1848 (615 amino acids)
Biological process (GO): proteolysis
Cellular component (GO): cytosol
Molecular function (GO): metallopeptidase activity; aminopeptidase activity; epoxide hydrolase activity
Source: RefSeq, a predicted model, not a curated record
AUGCCGCGCGAUCCGAAUACGUUGAGCAAUUACGAUGCGUUCAGGACAAGGCAUACGACGGCGGAGCUGGAGAUUGAUUUUGAGCGGAAGGUGCUGCGGGGGGUGGUGAGGUUAGUGUUGGAGAGCUUGGGGGAGGUUGGGUAUGGGGAGGGGGUGGUUGUGUUGGAUACGAGUUUUCUCGAUAUCAAAGACGUCGAUGUUGAUGACAAGGCUGUGGAAUGGAGCGUGGCGGAGAGGUCGGAGCCGUAUGGGAGUCCGUUGUCUGUUAAGCUGGGCAAGGGGGUGGAGAAGGGGAAGGAGUUUGCUAUCAACGUCAAAUUGAGCACGACGGACAAAUGCACCGCGCUUCAAUGGCUUACGCCCGCCCAAACCUCUAACAAGAAGCACCCGUAUAUGUUCUCCCAAUGUCAAGCCAUCCACGCGCGCUCCGUAUUCCCCUGCCAAGAUACGCCAGACGUCAAAUCCACCUUCUCUUUCAAGAUCCGCUCGUCUCUCCCAGUAGUAGCCAGCGGUCUACCUACCGGCGCCGAAGACUACAAGCCGGGCGAAAAAGGUGCUUCAGGAACUCUCUCCUACACGUUUGAGCAGAAGAACCCCAUCCCUAGCUACCUCUUCGCCAUUGCUGCCGGAGACCUCGCCACGGCCUCCAUUGGCCCUCGCAGCACCGUUGUAACCGGGCCCGAGGAGCUGCAAGCCUGCAAAUGGGAGCUCGAAGGCGACAUGGAGAAGUUCAUGGAAGCCGCCGAGUCCAUCGUCUACCCAUACGCAUGGACGACGUACAACGCGCUCAUCCUACCUGCCUCGUUCCCGUACGGCGGUAUGGAGAAUCCCGUCUUCACUUUUGCGACUCCGACCAUCAUCAGCGGCGACAAGCAGAACAUCGACGUCAUCGCACACGAGCUGAGCCACAGCUGGAGCGGCAAUCUUGUCAGCAACGCAUCUUGGGAGCACUUCUGGCUCAACGAGGGCUGGACGACGUACCUCGAGCGCCGGAUCCAGGCCGCGCUCCACGGCGAGGAAUUCCGUGACUUCAGCGCCAUCAUUGGAUGGAAAGCGCUACAAGACUCCAUCGAGCUGUUUGGCGAGGACCACGAGUUCACGAAGUUGGUUGUUGAUCUGAAGGGCAAAGACCCGGAUGAUGCGUUCUCAUCGAUUCCGUAUGAGAAGGGCUUCGUGUUCUUGUAUUACCUCGAGAAGCAAGUGGGGAAAGAGAAGUGGGAUAAGUUCAUCCCGCACUACUUCACGAAGUAUAAGUUCAAGAGUCUGGACUCGUUUGAUUUCAAGGCUACGUUGUUAGAGUUCUUCGAGAGCGAUAAGGAGGCGGCGAAGAACUUGGAGGAGAUUGACUGGGACACCUGGUUCUACGCCCCCGGCUACCCCCCAAAGCCCGAUUUCGACCAGACCAUGGUAAAAGAGUGCUUCGCCCUCGCCGACAAAUGGGCCUCCUCCACUUCUUCCUCCAGCACUUUCAAGCCUGCCCCCUCCGACAUAUCCCACUGGCUCGCCCAACAAUCCGUCGUCUUUCUCGAGAAGCUGCAAACCCUGCCCCCGCUUCCGGCCUCCUCAAUCGAUACCAUGGGCUCCGUCUACUCCUUCGCCGCCUCCCAGAACGUCGAGCUCGUCGCGCGCUUCUUCGGGCUGGGCCUCAAGGCUCGCGCGGAGAGCGUAUAUAAGCCGACGGCGGAGCUGCUAGGGAAGGUGGGCAGGAUGAAGUUUGUGCGGCCGCUGUAUCGAGGGCUCGUAGAGGUGGAUCGGGAGCUGGCGGUGGAGACGUUUGAGCGGAAUAGGGAGUUUUAUCAUCCGAUUUGUAGGGGGUUGGUGGAGAAGGAUUUAUUUGGGUGGAAGUAG